This is a messenger RNA of Nelumbo nucifera (sacred lotus), 2005 nucleotides long. Lineage: Eukaryota; Viridiplantae; Streptophyta; Magnoliopsida; Proteales; Nelumbonaceae. The record is from RefSeq and is a predicted model, not a curated record.
UUGAUUGGUUGCAUAAUGGACCAUUGAGGAGGAAUAGAGUCCCCAGCCACGGGAGGUUAUCUUAGCCCGGCCAGACAUACAGCUUGGCUCUGGCGGCCGCAGGAAUGAGUGAGAUCAGCUUCAGUCAGUGCAACGUCCGUUCGAACAACUUUUACAGUCUUGCAUCGGGAACAUCUUCUUGCCUUACCUGGUUCCGCACUGAUUGAAUCCGGUUUCGGAGUGAGGAGUCACAAUACAUCCACACUUACGACAUGCGCGAGCGUGUGCCAACGGAGGAUUCGUCACGUGGGAGUUCGGAUGGCAUGAGAACUGGCGCCUUCAUUUACGGUUAUAUAAUAAGCAAGUACUCAGCCAUCAACGCUUCCAAUACAAUGUUUUUGUCGUCAUCGUUGUUAACGGGAAUUUUAUCUCUUUCUUGUUCCUCUCUGUACCCGUUAUCGAAUUGACUCAGAGCAUUUGGGAGAAGCCAAAAUGAACUGGCGGGGUUUCAGGGAACUGAGGCCUCUGUUUCACCUCCUCGUGCCUCUGUGCGUCCAUUGGAUCGCUGAAGAGAUGACGGUCUCGGUUCUCGUCGACGUCACCACCGGUGCUUUGUGUCCUGGUCAGAUGACCUGCCCUGAAGCAAUCUAUCUCACUGGCCUCCAGCAAACGGUUGUGGGAAUUUUCAAGAUGUUUGUGCUUCCUCUCUUGGGUCAGCUUGCAGAUGAUUAUGGGCGUAAACCAGUGCUGCUUCUUACUAUUUCUACAACUAUAAUCCCUUUUGCUUUGCUUGCUUGGAAUGAGUCAAAGGAAUUUGUGUAUGCUUACUAUGUACUUCGAACAAUCUCAUAUAUCAUUAGCCAAGGGAGUAUUUUCUGUAUUUCUGUUGCAUAUGCGGCAGAUUUUGUGGAAGGCAGUAAGAGGGUAGCAGCAUUUGGAUGGAUUACAGGUCUCUUCUCUUUUUCACAUGUCCUGGGAAAUGUGCUAGCUCGUUUUGUUCCUGAAGACUACAUUUUUGAGGUGUCAAUACUUCUGUUGAUAUUUUGUCCAGUUUAUAUGCAACUGUUUCUUGUUGAGACAGUCAAAAGAAUUCCAAGGAAUGAGCAACAUUCAUCUUGUUCAACUGUGAUAUCCAAUGUCUUCCGAGAACGAUUCAAAUCCAUGAGAAAUUCUGUAAAUGUUGUUUUGAGAAGUGAAACGCUCAAAGGAAUUGCUCUUGUUUCCUUCUUCUAUGAGCUGGGAAUGUCUGGAAUCAGCAGUGUCUUACUGUACUAUCUGAAGUCAGUUUUUGGUUUCAGUAAGAACCAGUUUUCAGAAAUCCUGAUGAUGGUUGGAAUAGGUUCCAUUGUUUCACAGAUUUUUGUGCUUCCACUUGCCAAUCCUGUGCUGGGAGAGAGAAAGAUAUUGUGCAUUGCCUUACUUGCAUCAAUCGCUUAUGCAUUGCUCUAUGGUUUGGCAUGGGCACCUUGGGUACCGUACCUCAGUGCCUCAUUUGGAGUCAUUUAUGUCCUUGUGAAACCUUCUACUUAUGCUGUUAUCUCAAAAGCAACAAGCUCAGUUGAUCAGGCAAAAGCACAAGGAUUCAUAGCUGGUGUUCAAUCAAUUGCUAGUUUAAUAUCACCAAUCAUAAUGAGCCCAUUGACUUCAUGGUUCCUGUCAAGCAAGGCUCCAUUCAAUUGCAAAGGUUUUAGCCUCAUAUUUGCAUCAGUAUCCAUGGUGAUUGCACUGUGUUACGCGUGGCUGUUUAAAGAAGAUGCUGCCAGGCCAUCCAAUUGCGAAGCAGAGGACAACAGUGAGACAAUUGAAGCACCACUCCUCUCUUGAGCCCUGACCUGAAAAGAAUCAUGAUAGCUCAACAACUACUGACCAUGGAGCUACCCGUCUCUCAACAUCAAAAUGCCUUGGUUGCUCCUAAUUGUAUAAAUGUAUUGUUCAAGUUGUUGUGUUCUCUGCACUCUCAAGCCUCAACUUCAUUUCAUCUAAUUAAUUAAUUAUUUAUUUUAUCUUACACCAUCCCUUCAGAUCC